CUCCCCCCCCCGCGCCUCUCACCCCCCCUGUGCCAUCUCAUCCCCUGUGCUUCCCUUUGCCUCCCCCUUCACCCUCCUCUCGCCUCUCCGUUGUCCUCCCUCUCUAUCUUUCUCCCCCCCCCCUCUCUUUCUCUCUCUCUCCAGCCUCCCUCUGUGAAGAGUCAUGUCCAAGCCUCCGGCCCCGCCGCAUGGGCACCAUCCCGCCGGCCCGUACCCCACUCAUGCUGGGGCAUCUGCCCCAGGUAAUUACUAUGGUGGCUAUGGCGCCGGAGCCGGCUACCCCAGCUAUCCCUCUUAUGGCCACCCGCCCGGGGCCUAUCAUCACUCUCCCCAGUACCCCUCCUACCCGCACCCAUAUUAUGGCGGCUAUUCCGCUCCGUCGUCAGCUUCCGGCGCCUGGCCCGCCUAUCAGACGCCGUACUACGGUGUCCCCGGACGCGGCAUGGUCGAUCCCAGCGCGUCUGCCGCGGCCGCGGCUGCCUACAACAGCCAAAGUGAGCGCCUUUACCAGCCUCCGCCGCCAGCGAGCCCGGCGUCAUCUCGCGGUGCUCCGUCCUCUUCUGCCGCCUCUUCCUCUUCCUAUUCCUCUGCCACUCCGGCCAGCUCCGGCGUCGCCCCUUAUGUUCCCUUUUCCCCCUCCGCCCCGGUCACCACCACUUCAUCGCAUGGCACUGCCCAGGGGAAGGCCAAGAAGGCCGCCACCCCGGCCGCCGGCAAGGCUGCCACCAAGGCCAAGCGCCAGGCCCCCGGGGCCGGUUCAUCGCCUCCCUCGGUGGCGGCGGUCGCCGCUACGGCCACCGUUCCUCGCACUGGCAGCACUCCGGCCUCCUCUUCGGCGGUCACAUCGGUGAGCCUCUCCUCCGGCAGUGGCGGUGGUCCGACUCAGUCCCGCACAUCCUCCUCCUCCUCCUCCUCCUCGCGGGGUAGUUCGCUCUUCAGCGGGCGCGCGGGGUACGCUGCGCCGAGUGCGGUUCGUGCGUCGGCCCACGACCCGUAUGCCAACACGCGGAAGUCCAGCUCCACCGUGUAUCCCUCGGUUCCUUCGUCGUCCCCGGCUGCCGGUGCCCGGGGUGGCACUUCCUCGCGGGGCAGCUCCUCGCGGGGCGGCUCCUCUCGAGGCCUUUCCCCUGACCCGCCGUCCCAGCCUGUCACGCUGCAGCCAGUUAUCAAGGAUAUUUCCACCAACGAUUCAUCUGCCCGCCAGGCGCGCGCGCGGCGCUUCGAGCGCCAGGACGAUGGUCCACGCUCGUCCUCCUCGGCCUCAAGUGACCUGUUCACCUCCUCGGUGCCCCAAGUCCCGGUUGUUGGCACCUGCACCCAAAUUGAAAAGAGCUUCUUCCGCCUGACCAGCGCCCCCAAUCCCAGCAAUGUCCGCCCCCUGCACAUCCUCCGAAAGACUUUCGAUUUUCUGCGGCAACGCUGGCAGGAGAAGCCGGACUACGCGUACAUUUGCGACCAGUUCCAGAGCAUGCGCCAGGACUUGAUUGUCCAGCGCAUUCGCAACGAAUUCACGGUGGCCGUAUACGAGGCUCAUGCGCGCAUUGCCCUGGAGUCCGAAGAUUUGGAGGCCUUCAACCAAUGUCAGACCCAGCUUCGAGACCUGUACCUGGAGGGGAUCCCCGGUGCGCGGGAGGAGUUCCUCGCCUAUCGGAUUCUGUAUUUUGUCUUCGCCAAUGCCACUUUUGAUCAGACCCUGCUGUUGGCAGCUGGGGCCAGUGGCAUUCUCGGUGACGGGGAUAUCGGGCCCGCAGAUGCCGGCGCCGGUGAUGCCAGCCCGUCGGCCGAUGCCCCGCUCGGUCUGAGCCUGGCAUUGCGCGAGACGUCGCUGCCCAUCACUCACGCGCUGGCCGUGCAGAAGGCCGUCCUGUCGCAUGACCAUGCCGGCCUGUUCCGGCUGUACCAGCGCGUCCCGAAUAAGGGGCGCUUUUUGAUGGACAGCUUUGUCCGACGCCAGCGUCUGGUGGCCCUUCGUGCACUUUGCCGUUCGCAUCGGCCCAACCUCGCGCUGGGUCUGGUGUCCACGGUCCUCGGCUUCGAAGGGCCGGCCGAGUGUGUGGCCUUCCUGACGCGUGACCUGCGCCUGGAUGUCUUCCGGACCGGGACCGCUGCAGCCCUGUCGGAAGCCGACCUGGCUGGCCUUGACACAUCCUCAUCCCUGGAGGGGUUGCAUCUUAACCCGCGGGAGGCCCUGCAGCCGGUGGCUACUGCGGUGGCCGGUGCCUUUGCCCGGGUGUCAGUCAACAAGCAACUCGCGUCCUCUUGA
Messenger RNA from Fonticula alba, 2263 nucleotides. RefSeq lists its product as hypothetical. The transcript is spliced from 4 exons. The record is from RefSeq and is a predicted model, not a curated record. NCBI's taxonomy places the organism in Eukaryota, Rotosphaerida, Fonticulaceae. Gene Ontology annotation, cellular component: nucleus. Bases 164 to 2263 code for a protein of 699 amino acids.